Miniopterus natalensis is the source of this 4031-nucleotide messenger RNA. The record is from RefSeq and is a predicted model, not a curated record. Lineage: Eukaryota; Metazoa; Chordata; Mammalia; Chiroptera; Miniopteridae.
CCUGCCUGUGGUGUGUGGUGUGUGGUGUGUGGUGUGGGGGGGAAGGCCUGGGGCAGCAGGAGCAGGACAGCCAGACAGGCCGGACGGGGUACCAGCACCUCUACUUCUCUCCCUGGGACACUGUCCAGACUCUUAGGGCCAUAGGCCAACCUGAGCGAUGGGUGCGGAGAAGGAGGUGCUGGUCACACUGUCAGGGGGAGCCCCCUGGGGCUUCCGACUUCAGGGUGGGGCCGAGCAGAGGAAACCCUUACAGGUGUCCAAGAUCCGAAGACGGAGUCAGGCUGGCAGAGCAGGACUCCGAGAGAGGGACCAGCUUUUGGCCAUCAAUGGGGUCUCCUGCACCAGUCUCUCUCAUGCCAGCGCCAUGAGCCUCAUUGAUGCCUCAGGGAAUCAACUUGUCCUCACUGUGCAGAGGGUAGAAGAUGAAGGGCCUUUGAGGUCUCCACCCCCCGGUGAGCUUCAGGUGCUGUCACCCUUGUCUCCGCUGAGUCCUGAGCCCCCUGGUGCUCCAGUUCCCCAGCCUCUUCAGCCCGGGAGCCUCCUCUCACCCCCUGACAGUGAGGCUUACUACGGAGAAACAGACAGCGAUGCUGAUGGCCCUGCCACCCAGGAGAAGCCCCGCCGCCCCCGCCGCCGAGGCCCCGCAAGGCCCUCCCCUCCGGGAGCCCCACCUGAUGAGGUCUACCUGUCUGACAGCCCUGCAGAGCUGGCACUUGCUGUGCCUGGUCCUUCCAACCAGGGUGACAGCCGUGUGAGCUCCCCAUCUUCGGAGAAUGGGACAGCCCUUAAGCCACCCCCAGCUGAGGCCCUGCUGUUGCCCCAUGGUCCCCUCCGGCCUGGCCCUCAUCUCAUCCCUAUGGUGGGGCCUGUUUCCCACCCGGUGGCAGAAGAUCUUACUACCACCUACACCGAGAAGGCCAAGCAAGCCAAACUGCAGCGGGCAGAGAGCCUUCAAGAGAAGAGUGUGAAGGAGGCCAAGACCAAAUGCCGAACGAUCGCAUCCCUGCUAACCGCGGCCCCCAACCCCCACUCCAAGGGCGUGCUUAUGUUUAAGAAAAGGCGGCAGAGGGCCAAGAAGUACACCCUGGUGAGCUUCGGGUCUGCGGCUGGGACGGGCGCCGAGGAGGAAGAGGACGGGGUCCCCCCGACGAGCGAGUCCGAGCUGGACGAGGAGGCCUUCUCCGACGCCCGCAGCCUCACCAACCAGUCCGACUGGGACAGCCCCUAUCUGGACAUGGAGCUGGCCAGGCCGGGCUCGGGCGCGGCGGAGGCCCCGAGCAUCUUCAACAGGUCAGCCAGGCCCUUUACCCCGGGCUUGCAGGUGCAGCGGCCAGGUACCACCUCGGUUAUUUUCCGGCCCGUGGCCCCCAAGAGGACGAACGAAAGCCUGGGAAGCCUCAGCCCCGCCCCGCCCCCUUUCCCGUCCUCUCCUCAGGGGUCCGCCCCUCUGCCCAGCUUCACCUCGGGGGAGGCGCGGCGGCGGGGCACCCGGAAGCAGAUGUUCCGGCCGGGAAACGAGGAGACGAGGAACUCGCCCAACCCCGAGCUCCUGUCGCUGGUGCAGAACCUGGAUGAAAAACCCCGGGCCGGGGGCGCGGAAUCGGGCCCUGAGGAGGAUGCGCUGAGCCUCGGGGCCGAAGCCUGCAACUUCAUGCAGCCACCAGGGGGCAGGAGUUACAAGACCCCGCCUCACGUGGCACCGAAAACCCCGCCCCCCGUGGCUCCCAAGACCCCGCCCCCGAUGCCUCCUAAGACUCCACCCCCCGUGGCUCCUAAGCCCUCGGCGCGGGGGUUCCCUGAUGGGCUGGUGAACGGGGCGGCCCCCUCUGCGGGAAUCCCUGAGCCGCCCAGGCUGCAGGGAAGGGGUGGGGAGUUAUUUGCCAAGCGGCAAAGCCGAGCAGACAGGUAUGUGGUGGAAGCUACGCCCAGUCCCGGCCUUGGCCCUCGGCCCCGCAGCCCUUCUCCUACUCCCUCGCUGCCCCCUUCCUGGAAAUACUCACCCAACAUCCGUGCCCCACCGCCUAUUGCCUACAACCCACUGCUCUCACCUUUUUUCCCCCAAGCUGCCCGAACUCUCCCUAAUAAGGCCCAAUCCCAGGGGCCGCGGGCAACCCCCAAGCAGGGCAUCAAGGCUCUGGAUUUCAUGCGGCACCAGCCCUACCAACUUAAAACUGCAAUGUUCUGUUUUGAUGAGGCUCCCCAGACUCCUGGCCCCACCUCCUCAGGGCCCCCCAAAACUGCCCGAAUCCAGGAGAUCCGCCGAUUUUCCACUCCAGCACCCCAGCCCACUGCAGAGCCCCUGGCCCCCACUGUGCUUGCCCCUCGAGCAGCCACUACAUUGGAUGAGCCCAUCUGGAGGGCAGAGCUGGCCUCAGUCCCUGUCCUGAGCCCAGCCCCUCCUCCAGAAUCUCCCAGGGGUCUUGGGGCCUCCCCCAGCUCCUGUGGCUUCCAGGUAGCCAGGCCUCGUUUUUCAGCCACCAAAACGGGAUUGCAGGCUCAUGUGUGGAGGCCUGGGGCAGGCCACCACUGAGCAGGGCACAGCUCCCAGGACCAAGGAGAGGUGGAACAUCCAGUUCCUAAAGUCGCUUCUCCUGCCCAAUGCACCGCCCCUCUCAGGCAUCUGGAGGUUAAAUUCCCUCCUGCCAGAGAUAGUUUUGGAGUUGGUAUCCCAUCCCCCACUUCUUCCAGACUCCCAACCUCUCUGUUGCUUUCCAACCUAAUAUUUCUGCUUUGGUAUCUGUGUUUCUCUUUGUCUCUGUAGUUUCUUGCCCAGAUCUCUGUCUUUAUCUCUAGGUCUCUCCACCCAUAUUCCCCCACUGGUCUCUAUUUCUCUACUCUGUUCUGUUCUCUGUGAGCCUCAUAACAGUCAAUGAGAGGCACAGGGAGAAGCUACCACUGAGAGCUCAAGCAAGAAGCUCCCCACCAGGCGGGCAGCAAAGGAACUGAAUUGAUUCUUGUUUGCACAGUUACUCUCUACUCACCUUUCCCAAACUUGGUUGGCAUAUACCUAGGCGUGUAUGUGUGCCAGUGUGUGUGUGUGCGUGCACAGAUGUGCUCUUCUGUCUGAGGCAAGAGUAAGAGGAGAGAUCUAAAUAAAGAUCUAGUGUGGGUCUCACCCUUGCGCUGACGAAAGCAGGGUGAGAUAACCCCGCAGGCAGAGUCUAGUGGGGAGAAAGAGAUUCACUAGAGUUAAAAACUAGCAUCUGUAGCUGGUAUACAGCAUCUUGUGAAAGUUAUGGAGUAUGAGAAGGCUUGAAGGACCAAGGCAGUUUGUAUGGGCUGAGUUAUACCCGCUAGAUCAGGAAUUGAACUCAGAAUUCUGUUCUGCCGGAUUUCAGACAGCAACUUGAGAGGCCCAUGAUGAGCAGCAAGCACCCAAGGAGUGAACAAAAAGAAAAAGUUCUUCUGAGAAUGAACAAAUCAUGGGCUUCAUUUCCUCAUAAACCUAAGACAGACAGAAAGAAGAGAGCCAUGGGGUGGAAACUGAGGCAGAACCGGGCGCAGAGCAGAAGUUAAUGAAAUUGAUUGAGCCACAAAGAAGAGCAUGGUGAGAGAGUGAGAAUGCAGUGUUGGCAGAGAGUAAAUUUAGGUAACAAGAAACCAACUGUGUACAAGAGGAGGGUUGGGGGAAAUGUGAUGGAGAAGAAUGUAUUUGUUAGGGUGAAGUGGAUGAUGGUGGGGGGAUGUGAGAGUAUAUGCUGAGUGUUGAAAAAACAGUUGGUAUCUGUGCUACCUCCUUUGAGCCUAUCCCUCUGUCUUCUGCACCGUGUCCUGACUACCAGGGAAAGGGCAAGGAAACACCCAGAGCCAAACCUCUUUGUAUUCCUAAUCCAUCCCUCACACCCUAGCUCUUGUUCCUUUCCAGCUUCAGGUCCUGACCCCUGAUCCUAGAGGAGUGUAGACUCCCCUCUCACCCAUGACUACCAAGGGUCACAUUUGCUGCUUGAUCUGGAAACUGAUCAUUUCCUUUGCAUAUUGGGUGUGAGUCACAGUACUUUUGUUUGUGCACAAGAAUAAACUUAUACCCCACA